This is a messenger RNA of Dermacentor silvarum, 2471 nucleotides long. RefSeq names its product dopamine beta-hydroxylase-like. The coding region runs from base 153 to 1940 and encodes 595 amino acids. The transcript has 12 exons. Gene Ontology annotation, biological process: norepinephrine biosynthetic process; octopamine biosynthetic process; dopamine catabolic process. Lineage: Eukaryota; Metazoa; Arthropoda; Arachnida; Ixodida; Ixodidae. Gene Ontology annotation, molecular function: dopamine beta-monooxygenase activity; copper ion binding. The record is from RefSeq and is a predicted model, not a curated record. Gene Ontology annotation, cellular component: secretory granule membrane.
CUCGGCUGUGAGAGGCAGUAGGCGAGCUCGCUCAGACUAGAAGAGGCGCAGCUAACGUCGACGUCGCUAGAGAACUCCCAGACAAGUUUGAAGCGGAACUACGUCUUCCACGAUCAGGGCGACUUAUUUGCUGAAAGGGUCCAGACGAGAAGAUGCCGGCUGGGGCUACGAGACGACCAGGCAGCCUCACACUAUGGGCGCUACCGUGGCUGGUGGUCGCCUGCGCGGUGGCGGCGGAAGCGGCGCGCUAUUUCGACUUGGUGCUCGACCCCGAAUCCCGGUUCCGGCUCUACUGGACGGUCGACUACGAUGCCGAAUUGCUGACGGCGGAGCUGAAGCUCGACCUUCCAUCCGACGACUGGUUCGCCAUCGGCUUCUCUGAUCGCGGAGACGUCACCCUCGCUGACGUCUGCGUGCUCUGGGCCGACCCGCACGGACGACCCCACCUGGAGGAUGGCUGGACGGACGACGCUGGCUAUGUCGCUGUCGACGAGCAGAACGACUGUGUACUGGGUAGCCUCAAGCGCAAGGGCUCCACGCUAAGGUUUCUGUUGACUCGCAAGUUCGACACCUGCGACAGCCACGACUACGUCAUCGAAGACGGCACGGUGCACCUGGUCUACGCGACGGGCAAGGGACCCCUGCGUCGCCUGGAGGGUUUGCGGCUCACUCGAGCCCAGCACGGUUUUCAGAGGGCACAGCUUCUCAAGGUCAUGGAAGAACCACCGCCGUUUCCAUCCGACACCAAGUUCGCCAAUUUUCUAAAUGACAAGGUAAAAGUUCCAGGCCAAGAAACAACAUAUUGGUGCCGGCUACUGAAGCUUCCAAGCGACUUCGGCUAUAAGAAGCACAUCGUGAGAUACGAAGCCAACAUCCAAAAGGGAAGCGAGGCGCUGGUGCACCACAUGGAGCUGUUCCAUUGCGAGGCACCGGUUGACGAGGUACUGCCGCCAUGGAAUGGACCGUGCAACAGCCCCGACAGGCCCGAGCCACUUGACCGUUGUAAGAGGGUCAUCGCCGCCUGGGCCAUGGGGGCUCCGCCGCUGGCGUACCCAGAGGAGGCCGGCCUCUCGGCUGGUGGGAGCGACUACUCGCCCUACGUGAUGCUCGAGGUUCACUACAACAACCCUGCGCAGCGCACUGACUACGUGGACAGCUCUGGCAUCACGAUCUACUACACUGGAGAGCUGCGCCCCUUCGACGUGGGCAUCCUCGAGAUCGGCCUCGAGUACACAGACAAGAUGGCCAUCCCACCCCAGAAGCAGGGAUUCCACCUGACAGGCUACUGUGUCUCGGAGUGCACGCGUGUGGCUUUGCCCAACUCCGGCAUCACGCUGGUGGCCGCCCAGCUGCACACGCACUUAACCGGCGAGCGGGUCUGGGUUCGCCACGUUCGCGGAGGCGCUGAGCUGCCCGAGAUGGCUCGCGACGACCACUUCAGCACACAUUUCCAGGAGAUUAGGCUGCUCAAGAGGAGGAUACAACUCAUGCCGGGCGACGCCUUGGUUAUCACGUGCAGUUACAACACGCUUGACAGAGCAAAUGUCACACUGGGCGGCUUCGGUAUUCGUGAGGAAAUGUGUGUAUCGUACAUCCACUACUUUCCCAAGACGGACUUGGAAGUCUGCAAGAGCUCAAUAGAGACCAGCUUUCUACAGGCGUACUUCAAGUAUAUGAACCUCUACCACGACGCACCUACGAGCGAGCAGAAGGGCAUCAGCGACAACUACAAAUCGAUACCAUGGACGCGCCAUAACGUGCUUCUGCUCGACCGGCUGUACCAGACGAUGCCGCUAUCGAUGCAGUGCAACAAGUCAUCAGGGGACCGGUUUCCCGGCAGCUGGGAAGGGAUGCCGGUGACCGAGAUCCUGUACCCGCUGCCGCCACCAGCCAGGAAUUGCCCGGAGGGUGAAGGGCUCCCGCAGCCCGGCCAGGAGUAGGGGGGCUGCAGCCACCGUGUCGCCAGGACCAGUGGCCGCAGCUACGUCAAGCCAACCAUGGGUAGCGGCGAGACCGCUUGUGCCACUGCUACUGCGGGCCGCUGUUCCGAGUGGGAGACGGUGUCUCGCAACGACAUUUUUCACCAAUGGCUCGGAACGAGUGAGGGGUUCGCUGUCGAUCCACACCUCUGCGCAACUCUAGAAGUCCAUAAAUUCUCGCUACUGGAUUCGCGUAAACAGCGCAACCCGCACGCGUCUAAAGUCCUGAAACCUGCGCUAAUAUCGGUGCAGUUCGUGCGGCGCCAGCCGUGCUUGCGCGCAGAACACAUAUUCUCAAGCACCAAGGUUUGCAUUCUAGAAAGUGAGUGCAAGGCCGAUCCACAUAGGUCGCGAAGCUUCGGGCGAAAAGCGGUUCAGAACCAAUUGUCACCGACAUCAGCAAGGGUGGUUGUGGGAGCAGCGAUUGAAGCGCGACUACGUUUGGAGGGAAUAAACAAUCGGAAAGAAAAAAGCGUUUUUUUUUUUAUUUAA